UUUAAAACUUUACCAGAAAAAUAAAAGGGCAUUUUUGGAACAAAUGCUAAUAUAAAUUCCCUUUUACUUUCUCUUUCUACUUAAUUAAUCCUCAUUCUCUAUAGUAAAUUCACAUAGAAGAAAUGGCGUCUCUCUCCAACUUUGAUGACUGUAAGGGACUACUGCAAAGUCAAGAACUGUAUGAGUAUGUACUGGAGACUGCUGUGUACCCAAGGGAGCCAGAGGUUCUCAAAGAGCUCAGAGCAAUAACUGCAAAUCAUCCAAAGAGUUUAAUGGCAACUGCACCAGAUGCUGGCCAACAGAUAGCCCUACUUCUGAAAAUGAUAAAUGCCAAAAAGACUAUUGAAAUUGGAGUCUUCACUGGAUAUUCCUUGCUCCUUACAGCUCUUACAAUUCCUCAAGAUGGCAAGGUUAGUCCAUCUCAUUUUUAAAUACUUCUGUCUGUU
Molecule: messenger RNA, 446 nt
Organism: Capsicum annuum
Lineage: Eukaryota; Viridiplantae; Streptophyta; Magnoliopsida; Solanales; Solanaceae
Product: probable caffeoyl-CoA O-methyltransferase At4g26220
Exons: 3
Coding region: 123-431 (102 amino acids)
Molecular function (GO): S-adenosylmethionine-dependent methyltransferase activity; O-methyltransferase activity
Source: RefSeq, a predicted model, not a curated record